Molecule: messenger RNA, 650 nt
Organism: Esox lucius (northern pike)
Lineage: Eukaryota; Metazoa; Chordata; Actinopteri; Esociformes; Esocidae
Gene: dynll1
Product: dynein, light chain, LC8-type 1
Exons: 3
Coding region: 135-404 (89 amino acids)
Biological process (GO): cilium assembly; microtubule-based process
Cellular component (GO): cytoplasmic dynein complex
Molecular function (GO): dynein light intermediate chain binding; dynein intermediate chain binding
Source: RefSeq, a predicted model, not a curated record
GAGAUAGAUGCGAUCCUGUCCUCUGUAAAUUACACACCCAUGUUACUUUUUGUCAACCACUUAGCGGGAGUUGUAGCUGAGAUAUCAAGCAUCAGAAAAGCAGAUACAGCCAACGUUGGAUAAUUAGGGCAACCAUGUCUGACAGAAAAGCCGUCAUAAAAAAUGCCGACAUGUCGGAGGAGAUGCAGCAGGACGCAGUGGAGUGCGCCACGCAGGCUCUGGAGAAGUACAACAUCGAGAAAGACAUCGCUGCAUACAUCAAGAAGGAGUUUGACAAGAAGUACAAUCCCACUUGGCAUUGCAUUGUAGGGAGGAACUUUGGAAGCUACGUGACCCAUGAGACCAAACAUUUCAUCUACUUCUACUUGGGCCAGGUGGCAAUACUGCUCUUCAAGUCUGGCUGAAAGGACAGCCAAUGCAGCUCAAUCCCCCCCCAUCAACACCAACUGACCAUUAAAUACUGACUGACUCAACAGAAAGGCUCUAUCAUUCCUGGUCAACGGGGACCGCCUUUUUCUGUGCUGCUUUUUUGUUUCUCUUUGUUUAAAGAAAUACAUGGCCAUGUGAGAGAAAUGAAACACUUGUAUUUAUUUUUGUUUACAGUAGAUGUCACCGUUUUUGUAAUUAAAGCAAUAUCAUUUGGCUUUCUG